AUGGAUCAAGCUACAGCAACUGUCGAUAUCGAUCCAACUACAGCACCUGACAACUUCCUGCCUGUCCUCCAGGAAGCUAUGGAUCGUCUGUUUGACACCGUCGGCAACACUAGUGACGAGCGAACGUACUCGACAAUCCUAAAGUGCCAGACACUUGACGAGGAAGGUCGCAAUGAAGAGGAUGGGCAAGUUUCGAGUUUGUGUACACCAACCCUCAAACUUCAGCUCGACGGCUACGAAGUGCGCAAAGGAGGAGCGGGAAUCGCAGAUUGGACCGGAAAACUUGUUGUUUUCAACCCCUCAGACCUUCAGAAUGCGUGCUUCCCAAUGAGCGUCUACUUGCUCGUGGAGUUGGCCAAGCUCAUGGACUUCAGUGCAACACUCGUCAGAGGCAGAAAGGGAGUCAAGGGCAGAGCAAAGCAGCGAGAAUGGACGGAACUCAAGGACAGCCUUACCGAAGAGUUUGACGGGGCUUUCCACCAGGACCCGGACACAAUCGUGAAAGCUCAGGACUUCUUGAGAAGCCUAUGGCCUGGAUACAGAGCUGGGCAGAUGGUAUCCCUCCCUGAAGCUGCCCAAGUCCUCAAUGAGAUCAACAGACGGAAGCUCGGCAAGAUCUACAUGUUUGACAAAUCGGGCAAAAAAAUUGGAUGUACGCCUGACUACAACAAUGUCGAUGGCCGUGUGCUGUCGAUGGUGUAUGAAGAAGAGAAUGAGCACUUCACGCCGGUCACUAAAGCACCCUCAUCUGCAACCUGGAUACGCCGAGCUGGCUAUGAGAUCGAUGAGGUCUUUUCAUACAUGAAACAGUGCGACGGAUGUGGCGUGUACUACAAUCAGAACUACCACAAAAACACGAAGACCUGCGAGGCCGAGCCCCACGUCCGGAUAAGAUGCACGACGUGCCAUGUUUGCUUCCAGAACAAGAAGUGCUACGACAACCAUUUGAGGAACCAUUUGAGGAACUCAUUGCAUUGCAUUUGCAUUGCAUUUGAGGAACUCGGUCAGCUGACUUCGGAAAUCCCCACCGGAUGGACAUGUGUGAGCUUCGUCUGUCCUGGCUCGAAGCAGUAUGCGGCUCUGUUGAAGAAGGACGGCGAGGAAGUGUACCAAGAGAUCAUUAAAACUCGAGGCAUCACGCAAGAUCUCGACAAUAAGGGGAAGCUGACAUUUAACCGCAUGAAGUGUAUGGCAACACAAUUUGUUGAGCGCUAUCAGAGCGAUGAAGCCGAACGAGCCGCUGCAGAAGCUCCAGAACCUUCGAUUGAAUUUAAUUAUAAGAAUAUUCGCAGGCCGAAGCCCGGAGUGCUAGAGACUGUUGCAGAACAUCUCGAUUCUAAUAUUAUACACAACAUGGAAUUGGUGCGCUAUUCGAAAUGCCCCGUCCCGUGCGAUGAAGACGGAAUGUGCUAUGGUCUAAAGGGGUACUCAUUCCCUGUCAUCUGUUCCAACCUCGAAUCGAACUUUCUCGCUGUCGCCACUAACUACUCGCCCUCGUCGUCCGACCUGGUAUUCGUCGUCGCGUUCGUGCUUCUUGUCGCCUACCUCCUGCGC
Mesorhabditis spiculigera is the source of this 1554-nucleotide messenger RNA. Lineage: Eukaryota; Metazoa; Nematoda; Chromadorea; Rhabditida; Rhabditidae. The record is from the annotation of a GenBank genome assembly.